CGAUGAUCCUCGAAGAAUACCUGCUCUCUUUCAGCGGGUUGGCGUGGCUGAAAUUCAGUAUCUCCUUGGUAGGUAUCUGCUGUAUCUGGUGUUGCCUCGCCUCGUUUACAAGAACCACUUUGUUCCACUUACUUGUCCUGAAACUGAGAAGGACAUCAAUCAAGCCAGAUUUCCGAGUGUCGCUCACGCUCAUCACACAGUUCUAGGAUCGACUCUCGACGAACUCGUCACAAAAUGUCGUCUGACCACAAGUUCGAAGGCUGGGUGGGUGAAGACGCAUCCUCAGCCGAAGGCAAGAUGGUGUGGAAGGACUAUGAACCAAAGACGUGGGAAGAAACAGAUGUAGAGAUCAAAAUCACUCACUGCGGCGUGUGUGGGUCCGAUAUACACAUGUUGAGGUCCGGCUGGCGUCAAACUCCCUAUCCCAUCGUGGUCGGGCACGAGAUCGUCGGCAUCGCUGUCCGCGUCGGUUCCAAGGCCUCGAACGGCAUCAAAGUCGGGGACACCGUUGGAGUAGGCGCGCAGUCCGAUUCGUGCCUGAACCGCGACUCCCAGUUCGCGUGUACGGAAUGCAAAGAAGAAAACGAAAACUACUGUACGCGAAUCACAGGGACAUACGGCUCCAAGUUCUCCAAUGGCGACAAGUCUUUUGGUGGUUACGCGCUGUAUCACCGCUGUCCCUCUCACUUCGUCUUCAAGAUCCCAGACGGGCUCGCACCAGAAUUCGCGGCACCAAUGCUCUGCGCUGGAGUCACCGUGUACUCACCACUGAAGCACUUUGGUGCUGGGCCCGGGAAACGGGUCGGCGUUGUGGGAGUCGGCGGUCUGGGCCACUUUGCGGUGCUGUUCGCGCGUGCGCUAGGCGCCGAGGAGGUGGUGGGAAUUUCGCGCAGAGAGAGUAAGCGCCAGGAGGCGCUCGACCUGGGAUGUACAGAUUACAUUGCGACUGCAGAAGACGAGGGCUGGGAGGCCAAGAAUGCCCGGAGGUUCGAUAUUAUCAUCUCAACGGUGUCGUCGCCGAAGAUGCCCUUCGCAGACUACCUAGGCAUGCUUAGACUCGAAGGCAUACUCGUUCAGAUCGGCCUACCAGAAGGCGAGCUCCCGUUCCGCGCAUCCAGCCUCACGGGGGCCCGACGUCGUGUCGCCGGAUCAUUUAUCGGUUCCCCCCGAGAAAUCCGUGAAAUGUUGCAGUUGGCCGUUGAUAAAGACAUCAAGCCGUGGGUCGAGACACGCCCCAUGUCUGAGGCGAAUCAAGCUAUUGUUGAUUUCGAGGCUGGGAAGCCGCGCUUUCGCUAUGUCCUCGUCAAUUGAUGAAUCUGGGGAGAAACGUGCUGAUCGGGGCCCAAUUUUCAAGUUGGCAUCUUCUGAAGCGCCAGGACCGACGUCAAGAUACUACCUUAUGUUGAAAAGCAACCUAGGGAUCUAUCUACCUUGGUGUUUGGGACGUCGCCUUUUCUACGUUACCAACGAAAAGCUCUCCUUAGAAGACUGAUUCUCACGUAAACUGAAGGAGCAUUACUUUUUGAAAGGUGCUAUUAUCUUAGAGUUUUUCGCUUUCUAUUAUGACUGUGGUUG
Molecule: messenger RNA, 1575 nt
Organism: Exophiala mesophila
Lineage: Eukaryota; Fungi; Ascomycota; Eurotiomycetes; Chaetothyriales; Herpotrichiellaceae
Exons: 3
Coding region: 235-1311 (358 amino acids)
Biological process (GO): alcohol metabolic process
Molecular function (GO): zinc ion binding; alcohol dehydrogenase (NADP+) activity
Source: RefSeq, a predicted model, not a curated record